This is a messenger RNA of Cyphellophora europaea CBS 101466, 1497 nucleotides long. RefSeq lists its product as uncharacterized. NCBI's taxonomy places the organism in Eukaryota, Fungi, Ascomycota, Eurotiomycetes, Chaetothyriales, Cyphellophoraceae. Bases 1 to 1497 code for a protein of 498 amino acids. The transcript has a single exon. The record is from RefSeq and is a predicted model, not a curated record.
AUGGAGCAAUCCCUCCGGCUCUGGACGAUAGGCGGCUUCUCGAUAGCCUUUAGCAUCGGCAGCAUCAUUCUCAAUGUUCUUCUUGGAUGCAGCAUUUCCGACGUCGUUGAUCUCAGUGCCCUUCGCACCCUCUUAUUUGUUUCUGUCGGUCUCAAUGUAGUCGCGUUGUGCGGUCUAAUCUACUUCAAUGCCGUUCCCAUCCGCCAACUCAGGGCCGCCUCCCUCGGUCUCUCGCGUACUUCUUGGUGGAUUUUUGUGUACGGCACCGCAGUUGCGGCCAGUGCUUUAAUCUUGACCGGCGUGGUCCUAGUGUGGUCUACUCUGAAGCAGGAGGACCUUCCCAGAAACACCAUUCAUGAGAGGCCCAUCAUCUUGAUUGCCAUCUGGUUCGCCGCAUGGGGUGUGACUCUUGCCCUUCAGAUCGUCUUCUACGUCCUUCUGGGAAUGUGGACGAAGAAGGCUUUGAGGACGCAGUCGCUGGGACGGCUGGAUCUGGACUUCGGUAUCCGGCCCAUGACUAUGGACGAGGCGCGGCCAGGGUCACAGAUGACACACAAGACGUUCUCAUCACAAGACAAUACCUUGCACUCGCCUCCAAGGACACCUACCUCACAUGUUCCGAGCACCAGACGGUCGUCUUCUACCAGGAUCGGGACGGGCUCAUCCAAGAUCAAGCUUGUAAAGGGAUCGGCAAAAUCCUCCCUGGAUCUACCCGCAUGGCCAGCCGGAGAGGCAGUUUCGAUUGACAGCGCAUUCGAUGCGUGGGAUACAUCUUCGGUGCAUCGAGAGAUGCGAGCAGCCGUUCAGUCAUCGCCGACGUACCGGCAUGGCUUAGAGACUAUUCCCGGCAGCAGAUCCGAGUCUCCGGCAAAUGCUCUUGAUGGGCCAUUCCUCCCCAGCUCUCCUCAUGCAGCUUCGUCAGAAACUGCAGAGGCCAUUGGUUGGAAUCCAUCAUCGCCCUUCCGCCAGUAUCCUUCAUCGCCGCCGUCGAGUCCUCCCAACUUCUCUCGUCCUACCUCUCGGCCAACGUCAUCCCAUAAGACCAAAGCGCUGGCCCCGGCGUUCGAAGUAGGCAUGUAUGACGCCAAAAGGAACUCAACCCACGGUCUAAUUCAUCCGUUGUUCCGGCCCAACAGCCCUGAACCGCCCCCAGUUGCCACAGCGGGCACUAUGGUCACAGCAUCACCUAUAGCGGGCGAGCCUAUUACACCAAAGACCUUAUCCAGGCUACGGAGCAGGUCAGAGUCUAACGGUCACUGGAGAGCUAUGCCCAGUGUGGAUCAGGCGGAUAGGCCCAGCACAUCGGGCUCAAUAACGAGCAGUGUGCCAGGCAGUCCCGGACCGUCAAUAAUCGAAGAUGAGGAAGAACCACCUAUGCUUCCCGCCUUUAUCAUGACAGCUGGGCAGCGAUCAAGUCUAGUGGGUUAUGGUAAAAGGAAAAGUCGACCCAAGUCGCAGCUCUCGGCGGGUAGCCGAUUGAGUCAGCUCUUGAUGUAG